AUGGCUCCUUCAGCUAUUAUCAUUGGCGCUGGGCCGUCUGGCAUUGCCAUGGCCCACAAAAUGAAGCAUGAGCUUGGCUUCAACGACUUCAUCAUUUACGAAAAGAUGGACGGAGUCGGGGGCACUUGGAGGGCAAACAACUAUCCUGGCUGUGGCUGUGACGUGCACUCUCAUCUGUAUUCAUUCAGUUUCAAUCUCAACCCCAAUUGGUCGAAGCAACUCGCCGAACAAGGUGAAAUCCUUGAAUACAUUGAGGAUACAGUCGACAAGUUCCAGUUACGUCCCCAUAUCAACCUCUCAGUCGAAUGUCUAGGCGCCCAAUGGCACAAAGCAGAAGGCCAAUGGCAUGUGAAAUUGAGAGACCUCCAGACGGACAUCACCUUUGUCCGACAAGCUACCAUGUUCAUAUCGGCUGUUGGAGGAAUUUCCAUGCCAAGAGAUGUCCAUUUCAAUGGCAUGGAGUCAUUCCGCGGUCCAAUGUUCCACACUGCUCGAUGGAGACAUGAUGUCAGCUAUGAAGGCAAGAGAGUGGCUGUGAUCGGAAGUGGAUGCAGCGCCGUACAGGUAGUUCCCGCGGUCGCGGAGCAAGCUGCGUCUGUUACCCAGUACGCACGUAGCCCCCAGUGGUACCAUGCUCGUCCCAACCGCCGCUUCACUGGUUUCGAGAAGUUCUGCUUCCGGUAUCUCCCCGGUUUGAUGCGCCUGCAUCGUUGGAAUAUCUUUUGGGAUAUUGACAAGCAAUCCUACACUUAUAGAGGAACGAAGGCAGGUGUGGAGCAGAGAUUGAAAGAAGAAGAAACAGCUCGUCGAUACAUCUUUGAACAAGCUCCCAAGAAGUACCACGAUAUCCUGGUUCCUACGUUCGAGCUUGGUUGUAAGAGAAAGAUUGCGGACCCAGGUUACCUCGUAACCUUACAUCGAGACAACGUGGAACUCAUCCCUGAAGGCAUCCAAAAGAUCACAGAGGAUGGCAUCGUCAGCUCAUCCGGGCGCCACGAUCAGUACGACAUGAUCGUAAUGGCGACAGGUUUCAAGGUUACCGAGUUCCUCACUCCGAUGGAAAUCAUUGGUGCAGACGGUAAUACGCUUGACCAACAAUGGAAGGAAAGCCGUGGUGCCCAGGCCUACCUAGGCACAUUCGUGCACAAUUUCCCUAACUUGGCUAUCAUAUUUGGCCCCAACACUUUCCCUGCCAACAAUUCGGCCCUUUACGCAUGCGAAGUCCAAGUCAGCUAUGCUGCAGAAGCUCUUGUCAAGCCCCUCAUCGAUGGCCAAGCUUCUGUCAUUGAGGUAAAGGAAGCAGUCGAGAACUACACCACGAACCAGAUUCAUCAGAAGUUGAAGAGCAGCGUUUUUUCCGGAGAUUGUAGUAAUUGGUACAUUGGAGACUAUGGACGCAAUGUAGCUUCGUGGCCUGGUUUAGCGAUUGAGUUCUGGGUUGCGACUCUGUUCCCUGACAAGAAUGCCUUUGUCAAGUCCGGAGGGUCUCGACCUUGGCUAUCUAAGGGGCCGGUCAGGAAUGUCCGCCAGUACGGAGGGAUCGCUGUAAUUGUUGCAGCUGCAAGCACGCUGCCAGUUUAUUACUCGUGGAUGAAGCUUUAA
This is a messenger RNA of Fusarium falciforme, 1602 nucleotides long. RefSeq lists its product as hypothetical. Bases 1 to 1602 code for a protein of 533 amino acids. The record is from RefSeq and is a predicted model, not a curated record. The transcript has 5 exons. NCBI's taxonomy places the organism in Eukaryota, Fungi, Ascomycota, Sordariomycetes, Hypocreales, Nectriaceae.